Messenger RNA from Lolium rigidum, 2847 nucleotides. RefSeq names its product disease resistance protein RGA5-like. Bases 10 to 2847 code for a protein of 945 amino acids. Gene Ontology annotation, molecular function: ADP binding. Gene Ontology annotation, biological process: defense response to other organism. The transcript has 5 exons. The record is from RefSeq and is a predicted model, not a curated record. Lineage: Eukaryota; Viridiplantae; Streptophyta; Magnoliopsida; Poales; Poaceae.
GCCUCCAUCAUGCUCCCCAUGGAGGUGGCUCUGGUGAGCGCGACGACAGGGGCCCUACAACCCGUCGUGGAGAAGCUAGCUGCUCUUCUAAGAGACAAGUACAGGCAUUUCAAGGGGGUGUGCAACUUUCAGCGCAAGGAGAUCGAGUUCCUCACCCGUGAACUUGUCGCAAUGGAUGCAUUUCUUUUGAAGAUGUCGGAGGAGGAGGAUCCUGAUGUGCAAAGUAAGGUUUGGAUGAAUGAGGUGCGUGAGCUAUCCUAUGAUAUGGAAGACUCAAUUGACGACUUCAUACAAUGUGGUGAUAACAAAGACACUAGGCCACAUGGUUUCAUGGAGAAGAUCAAGCACUCGCUAGGGAAGAUGAAGGUCCGUCGGCGGAUUGCCUGGGAGAUUAAAGAUAUGAAGAAUCAACUCAUAGAGGUGGGCGAGAGGAAUGCAAGGUAUAAGACUCCUCAAGCCUUCUCCAACACAAGAAAUGGAAGUGUUGAUCCUAGAGCUCUUGCUAUCUUUGAGAAUGCCUCUAAGCUUGUUGGAAUUAGUGAACCUAAGGCUGAGAUAAUAAAAAUGUUGAUGGAAGAUGAUCGAUGUGUAUCAACAGAACAGAAAUUGAAGAUCAUCUCCAUUGUUGGAUCUGGUGGAAUGGGAAAGACAACUCUUGCAAACCAAGUGUAUCAAGAUCUCAAAGGGCAUUUCGAGUGGCAUACUUUCUUAUCUGUGUCACGAAAUCCAGACAUAAUGAACAUCCUGAGAAUUAUUCUCAGUGAAGUUAGUGGUCAAGGUUAUGCCAGCACUAAAUCCGGGAGCAUACAACAACUAAUCAUCAAGAUCAACAACUCCCUACGAGACAAGAGGUACUUUAUUGUCGUUGAUGAUAUAUGGGACGUGGAUACAUGGGAUGUUAUUAAGCUAGCAUUCCCGAUGACCAGUUCUAGAAGUAAAAUAAUCACCACUACUCGUGUGAACAAUGUCGCUCAUUCAUGUUGUUUAUCAUUUAGCGGCCAUAUUUAUAAUAUGAGGCCUCUCGAUAUAGUGUACUCAAGGCAACUAUUUCAUAGAAGAUUAUUCAACUCCAAAGAAAAUUGCCCUUCAUACCUUGAAGAAGUUUCUGAACAAAUCUUGAAAAAAUGUGAUGGGUUACCUUUGGCCAUUAUUGCUAUAUCUGGUUUGUUGGCUGGCAUGGAAAGAACAAAGGAUCUAUGGAAUCAAGUGAAAGAUUCAAUUGGUCGUGCACUUGAAAGAAAUCCCAGCGUUGAAGGAAUGAUGAAAAUAUUGUCACUUAGUUAUUUUGAUCUGCCUGCUCAUCUAAAAACUUGUCUCUUAUAUGUUUGUAUAUUUCCUGAGGAUUCUGUUAUUAAGAGGAAGGAUCUUAUAAGGAGGUGGAUUGGUGAAGGAUUUAUUCAUAGAGAUGGUAGGCAUACUGUACUUGAGAUAGGAGAGAGGUGUUUUGAUGAGCUCCUCAAUAGGAGCUUGAUCCAACCCGUGAAGACAAAUGAAUAUGGUGAAGUGAAGACUUGUCGAGUUCAUGACACCAUUCUUGAUUUCAUCAUAUCCAAGUCGAUAGAAGAGAACUUUAUUACUUUACUUAGUGUUCCCAUGCUGACACUUGGGACACAAAGCAAAGUUGUUCGUCGGCUCUCCCUACAAGUCGGCAAACAAGGAGAUUCAGCAUUACCAAUGGCAGGUAUGGUGUUGUCUCGAGUCCGGUCACUUAAUGUGUUUUGGAGAUACGUGGAAAUACCCUCUUUGGAGGAAUUCAGAUGCCUGCGUGUUCUCUACUUGAAGCAUUGCUACCAAUUGGAAGAGCAUCAUCUUGAAAACAUAGUGGGCUUGUUCCAGCUGAGGUACCUGAACCUAAGCAAGACGAGAAUAAGGAAGCUCCCAGAACGAAUCGGGUGCUUAGGGUGCUUGGAGACAUUGGAAGUACGAGGCACCAAUGUAAAGGAAUUACCCACAUCAAUAGUUAAUCUGAAGCAAUUGGCGCAUAUACAUGUUGACCUUGCUGUUAAAUUUCCUGAUGGGAUUAUGAAGAUGCAAGCACUCGAGACGUUUAAAGAUGUCUUUGCCUGCAGGCAGCCAUUUCACUUCCUAUGGGGCCUUGGUCACCUAAAGAAUCUGAGGCAUCUGGCCCUUCAUUUCCAAGGUGAGGAUGCGAACUUGGUUCGGGAAAAUCGAGAGGAGUGGAAAGCUAUCAUCUCUUCCCUGUGUAAGCUUGGCACCCAAAACCUUCGAUCUCUGACUAUUUGGGAAGGUAGCAGCUUCUUACAGGAACAUUUGUGCAUGCAUACCCUCGAGAAACUUAUUACCUGGUAUUCACCCGUUCCACAGGUUCCAAAAUGGUUUAGCUCCCUCAGAAACCUCAGGCAGCUACGCCUUCAAGUGGAGGAAGUCAAGCAGAAUGAUAUCUGCAUCCUUGGAGCCUUACCCGCUCUACUCAUUCUCCAUUUGAUGGAAACAACAGGGUCAAGUGAAAAGUUGAGAAUCAGCGGUGAAAUUGGGUUUCAAUUCUUGAGGAAUUUUAAUUACUUUGCAAAUUGUCACUCGGUAGAUCUGAUGUUUUCGGCAGGAUCCAUGCCCAGGCUAGAAAAACUUGCCCUUAUUCGUUUGGUCAUAGUUGAAGCACACUCUCUUGACAUUGGAAUCGAGAAACUCGCCUCUCUCAUUACCGUCGAAUGUGAAGUGAUUGGGAAAUGUGGAAUUAUUGAAGCCGUAAGGACUGCCGUGGAGAGAACAGUCAAGACACAUCCCAACCACCCUGCUCUAUUCUUCAGACGCAUUUCUAGCUAUAACAGCAGUUCUUUUGCUGGGCAACUCUCUAAGAUGUCACUCUGUGUAUGUGUGUCCCAGUGA